CAACUCAUGCCUCUCGAGUGCACAGUUAUAUUUGUUCAACGGACUUUACCGCAUAAGUUCAGAAUUUAAUUUCACUUCUCCUACUCUGGACGUUAUUGUAGAGGGAAAAAUAAUACAAUGUUUGAUCACCAGCAGUGUUAUUGUCAGUUUGAAGUUUUCCCAUUUAUUUGAACCUCUUGAAAUUUCCCGUAUCAAUUACUCAUCCGCGCCAUAAUGGAGCACAACGAAAAUUGAUGCCAGCAAAUUCCCCAAAAGCCCUACGAAGAAUGCUGCAAAGCCACUAGAGUGCUAGAGUAAGCGAACGGGGCAGUCGGGAACAUUUCAGAUUUUUACGGUGUUUUAGACGCUACAAUCCCUGCGUUUAUCAUCACUACUAUCAAACGCCCUGCUCGACGUGCGGCAGAACCCAUUUUCAGCAAAGUACCAGCGUGGUGGGAAUUUUGCCCAUUGAGUACGAGCGACAACCCGAUAUGUCCAUGUAUUCGAUGCCACGUGGCUUGUCCAACACCUCUGCUAAAGCAGGUCGAUCCAACGCUAAUAACUUGACGUACCAGCCGAGCGGCGUUAGCCAAAAGCGAAUAUCAGUGGCAGCCGCCCCUUCCAGAAGAUCAGUGGCAAGCCGAAGAAAUGGCCUGGAUGAUGAUGACGAUCUAGUCUACGGAUCCAAAAACUUUGCCCUCCAAACCUGCAAAGACACUGGAGUUGGAGAUUGUCCAGCCUGUCUUGGAACCAGAACGAAUUGCCACGAAAAUGAAUGCCAGUUAUGCUGCGAAGUGAAAGUGUGUGGCCCCAACUUCAGAAACUGCCCCUUCAAUGAGGGUGUUGAAGUGCAAACCGACCCCAUUUGCAAUUUUUUGCCCGCUUCCUGCAGAUGCGAGACGGAUUUUUGCGAUGGUUCCAUUUGCACAGUGGGGCUAAACUGCGAAGCUAGCAACGCCCCUUGCAGAUGUCUGGAUAGAAGCUGCAACACCAGCAAGCAUUGCAUCAUUGUAGAGGACGAUGGCAUGUGCACCUACACGCAGAGAGAGUGUAGAUGCUCAGAUAAAGGAUGUGGGGAACGGGAAUGUGUGGUAGUUGAGGAAAGGGAGGACUCAAUGGGGCCCACCUUCGAUCAAUUCAAUGAGGCCUACAUGCAGGCGGAUAACUGCAGCAGAUAUGGAGAAGGGUAUGGGCCAGGAGGACAGUCCUUCGACCCGGAUGAUAUAAUUCGACGGUGCCACGCCCUUUGCGAGACCAAUCUGCGACUUCCAGUAGAUGACGACGUGGAGUCUGAUGACGAUUUCGAGACAAUAUCGUACAUAGAAGAACCAAGGAUGACAACGGAAUGCGCCCAAACAAUCACUCAGCCAAUCAACAUGGAAAACCUGGUUGGAAGCUACGUGGACAUGCAAAACUGCGCUGAAAGAUCUGCUAGCUACGUUGGCUCCAUUUGUUCAGGCGCAGCGAGUUUAAUGGAGCCCACCAUAACCCAGCAAAGUGGCCCUUUGGACCCCAGCCUGGCGAAGCUCAGUGGGAUUGAGGGAAGUAUUUGCUCAGAAACAAGGGAACCCAUGCAACAUUGUGGUAGACCAAGCAUGCCACUUUCCCCGGCCAAUUCAUAUCAGCCCGCUUCAUCUAAUGUUUACCCGACCACAAUCUCUAGCAAUUAUAAGUCCGGCCAGUCAAUGCCAUACCAAACAGUGAGCCCACAUAAUGCUUCCCAAGUUACUCGGCCGUUCAAUCAGUACCACAGCAUAGAGGAAGAAGGGAUUAGACCCAGCAUUUAUAACAAUUUCGACCGUGGUGGGCCCAGUCAGAGCCUAGGAAGCUCCCGAUACACCACAAGCUCCACCCGAACCUACUGCGUCAACCAAGCGGAGGCCGGAAGGCUUGGACAAGGGCAAACUGCUUACCACAGUCCUCUUAGUUCUGCAGUCUGCCCAUCGCAUGCUCAAAUGAGUAGCGGCAGGCCCAGUAUGAGUCCUAGCGCCUACCAAAGCAUGGCCAGAGCUGGCGCUAGUCAAAGCAUGGGCCUCAGUCUGGGCCCCAGUGCCUCCCAAAGGAUUCAAACUCCUCAGAAACAGUCGGGAGUGUCUGGUCAGAGUACCGCCUAUUGGGUGGGAGACCCAGUCAGCGACACGCCAAUAGAGCCACAUGCCGUAGCCUCCAAUACGAGCAGAAGACAUAGUGCAUUUGACAACGAGCCCGCAGUGCAAAAGGAACCCUACUUGGAGCCAGCAGUGGGAAGCGAAGAUCCCCAGCAGAACUACGAGGUGACGUUGGAAGAAAUCCCGAUGGCAAAUGGAGAAACCCGCAGUCGCAUUAGCAUCAAAACCACCCCUACUCCCGCAGGCACGCCUAAACCCUUGCUUCGGAUCACUCCAAGUCGGCAAGCAGCAGCCUCACAGAGCCAUAAAGGCAUUCAAAUAUUACCGGAAAAUUUUCCUGCAAAGCGCGAGUUGAGCAAGCGUCUAAACUCGCGACCUUCCACCAGGAACAUGCCCACUGUGGCCGCCUGCGAACGACACCAAACAACGACGAGCUUGAAAGCAGCAGAUCCAAGCGCGAAAUUUAUGAAGCCGAAAUCGCAAGUCCAUUUCAACAUCAACUUCCACGACAACAACCAGGACAGGACCAUUGUGCUGAGGAGGAGCGUCCAAAGUCAGUCGAAGACCGAUACUGCCGUAGGGGCUGAAUCGCAAAAGGAUGUGAAAAGCAAAACAAACAUAUAAAAUAAAUAAUUACGUAAA
Dendroctonus ponderosae (mountain pine beetle) is the source of this 2729-nucleotide messenger RNA. RefSeq lists its product as uncharacterized. The record is from RefSeq and is a predicted model, not a curated record. Bases 471 to 2711 code for a protein of 746 amino acids. NCBI's taxonomy places the organism in Eukaryota, Metazoa, Arthropoda, Insecta, Coleoptera, Curculionidae. The transcript has 17 exons.